AUGGCGAGACGUCUGAGGGCGAUCAGUUUGAGGUGUGGUAAAGCUCAGAGCUUUGUUAGGGUUUCGGCGAUGGCGAGUGGAGAAGGAGCUGUGAGGUUUGCUUUGUCUGAUAAAAGCACUCUCGUGAUACAAAUGGGCGAUAUCACCAAGUGGUUCAUCGACGGCUCCACUGAUGCAAUUGUUAAUUCAGCUAAUGAGAGAAUGCUUGGAGGUGGUGGAGGUGGUGAUGUAGAUGGAGCUGUACAUAGGGCUGCUGGGCCAGAUCUUCUACAGGCAUGCUGUGUUCCGGAAGCCAGGCCUGGAGUCCGCUGCCCCACCGGAGAAGCGAGAAUUACCCCGGGUUUUAAGUUGCCGGCGGCUUAUGUAAUUCACACCGUUGGACCUGUAUACUGUGCUUAUAAUAACCCUGAAGUCUAUCUGAGCUCUGCAUACAGGAGCAGCUUGAGCAUAGCCAAGGAACACAACAUUCAGUAUGUUGCAUUUCCUGCUAUAUCUUGUGGUGGGUAUGGAUAUCCUUAUGAUGAAGCUUCCGAAGUGGCUCUAUCCACAAUUAAAGAAUCAGUGAAUGACAUAAAAGAGCUACAUUCUACAUUGUUGCAAGUGCACUGCGUUCUUUUCUCUGAAGAUAUUUACAAUGUCUGGUUGGACAAGGCAAAUAAAUUGCUUAAAGCCUAGAGGAGCAAAGAGCAAGGAGCUUGAAGAUGUACAAGCCAUUCUGUCAUUUUGCACUGUAAAACCUUUCAUGUACUGGAGCUGAAGUGUGCGACUUCUCGUGUGUAAAACCGAAUGGUUUAUGUUAAUUACCAAUUGAAUUGCUAUUCUCUUGGAGAAUGCAUGGAACUUCCAGAGCUACUUGGUAAUUUAUGGCAUCUGCUUGGGCAUCAGAUUAUUUU
This is a messenger RNA of Fragaria vesca subsp. vesca, 893 nucleotides long. Its product is annotated as macro domain-containing protein XCC3184-like. The record is from RefSeq and is a predicted model, not a curated record. Lineage: Eukaryota; Viridiplantae; Streptophyta; Magnoliopsida; Rosales; Rosaceae.